UCUAACUCGGCGCGGUAUCCUCGGCGACGUUUUAUCAUCUAUUAUAACAUUUCACGAUCUUAUCAACCCCGACGAGCGUAAUCAUGGCAGACACGGCGGUCGCGAAUCAGACGUCCGAAGCGUCUACCGGCGGCGGGGGAGCCUCUCCUCCCGCCGCCGCCAAGAAGGCUCUCGCGAGCUCCUCGCAGCAGCAGAAGAAGGGAACAAAGGGGGGCGCCCGCUCUAAGCCGUCCCAUCCUCCGACGGCCGACAUGGUCAACGGGGCGAUCAAGAGUCUCAAGGAGCGCGGCGGAUCGUCGCUUCAGGCGAUCAAGAAGUACCUCGUGACGACGUACAAGAUCGACGCCGAAAAGAUGGCGCCGUUCAUUAAGAAGUACAUCAAGGGAGCGGUCGCCUCCGGCGCCCUAAUCCAGACGAAGGGCAAAGGCGCGUCGGGAUCCUUCAAGUUGGCGGCCGACGCGGCAUCUCCCUCUUCCGGCGGUUCGGCGGCAAAGGGAAAGAAGAAGAAGGUCGCGGCGGCGGCGGCCUCCACGCGACGCCAGAAGGCCGCCUCUCCCCGACGCCAGAAGGCCGCCUCUCCCGCGAAGAAGGCGUCCCCCGCGGCGUCGGUAAAGAAACAGUCGUCGAAGUCGUCCCCGAAGAAAAAGAAGGCGCCGGCGACCGCAUCUCCCCAGAGGAAGGUGGCAAAGGCGGCGGCCGCGAAGAAGAGGGCCGGCGCGUCGGCGUCUUCCGCUCCGGAAACGCAGGCGGCGGCCUCCUCUCCGUCGAAGCCGAAAUCUCCCUCGAAGGCGAAAAAGACGACGAAGGUGCCCACGAAAAAGCCGAAGGCCCCCAAACCGAAGAAGGCGAAGCAGACGAAGAAACCGGCGACCGGCUCGCCCAAGAAGAAAUAAUUUCGCGGCGAGGAGACGACAUCCCUCUUCUCUCGAACAUAAAUAAAUGGCCCUUUUCAGGGCCACAAUAAGACA
Messenger RNA from Photinus pyralis (common eastern firefly), 968 nucleotides. RefSeq names its product histone H1.3-like. Gene Ontology annotation, cellular component: nucleosome. NCBI's taxonomy places the organism in Eukaryota, Metazoa, Arthropoda, Insecta, Coleoptera, Lampyridae. Gene Ontology annotation, molecular function: structural constituent of chromatin; DNA binding. Gene Ontology annotation, biological process: nucleosome assembly. The record is from RefSeq and is a predicted model, not a curated record.